Molecule: messenger RNA, 975 nt
Organism: Moesziomyces aphidis
Lineage: Eukaryota; Fungi; Basidiomycota; Ustilaginomycetes; Ustilaginales; Ustilaginaceae
Source: the annotation of a GenBank genome assembly
AUGAGUGUGUCGGUAGUUCCGAACGAUGCAGCUCCGCUGUCAUCGAGCGCAGCUGAAGUGACAUCAGCCGCGCCGACACACGUUGACGCCGCAACGUUUGCAGCGGUGGAACAAGCGACCGGUUUAGAUGCGCAUCCUCCCCCCUCCAGGCAGGCCGUCACCGGCCUGACGCCCGAACAGGUAUUGCAGGAGCUGAGAAACAGUGGCUAUAUCGAUCAGCUCCGUCGUCAGAUGAUAGAAGCCUUCAACGCCGCUGGUCCUGCUUCGGCGCGUCCGCCCAAUGCAGCCCCACCCUCCGCAGCAGUUCAACCGGCCUCUGCAGAUCCUAGCAAGUCGGACAGCACUCAGCCCGCGUCAAUCAGUGCGGUCCAGGCAGAAUCAGCUUCGGCACCAACUAUCUCGGCUUCGACAGCAACAGCUUUGUCCUCGAUGCCGGCGCCCUCUGCGGCGUUCCCACCAUCUGCACCCAAAGCGGGAAUGGAGCUUGGCUCCAAAGCUGCGUUCCUGGCGACACUCGCCGAGCCGCUCAAGCAACAGGUGGAGAAGGAGCACGACCGGCUACGCUUCCUCGCACCACGCGAGCAACAGGACAAACUGCUCCAGCUGCUCGAGUCCGAACCGGUCGCGCACCCGCAGCGCGAAUCGCACGGCGAAGCGUCGCUCUUCGACCUGCUCGUCCGCCACAUUGUCGCCGGCGCCGCGGAACCGGACGCUACCGCAGGCGUGCUCAGUCCCGACGGCCGUCUUGGCAAACAGGCCGCAGGCAGGAUCGCAGAAACCAUCGCAGAGCUGCUCCACCCAGCAAGCAAGGAUGCGGACGAAGCCGACGACGAUGAAGAAGACGCGGACGAUGAUGGCGACGAUGAAGAAGACGCCGAGCAGAUCCGCUUGCUCACCAGCAGACCACCCGGACCCACAUCUCCCGCUGCAGCCACAUCGGAUCCAACACCACAGCCAGCACACGGAUCAGCUUGA